CUGUUAUUCACUUUAAUGGUAAGAGUUAUCUAGAAGUGAGACUCACAGGACAAGCAGGACACAAACUAUCUGCUGUAAAGCUUAUCUUUUAGGGGUCUUAGUGUUUCAAAAAUAGUCAUUUUUGCACAAUGACAAUCAUCUAUAUUGCUUUAUUAUAGCUAUGUCACACUAGUUUUGUCCUCCUUCCAUGAUCAGAUUUGAAAACGGCGUUGCUGACAGCCAAAAUAAAACAAGCAACUUUUUCCUCAACUUUGAAUUGAAUUGGGUAAUGUGGUUAAAUGAUCCUUUAGGAGGUAUUGUAUAGUCAACUUAAACAUGUGAGGAGGGAGAAGAAGAUCCUAUAGUGUUUACUCUGUCAGGCAGGGAGUCGCCCAUCCUCAGGCAAAGCCCCGGAUUAACACUGAACCGUUAACAUGACAGUGAGGGCCUCCCCUCUACCUCCACUCCCACACCAAGACAAACUGUUCUACUCUAGAGUAAGCAUUUGCUCUGAGACAGACACUUUACAUUUUUGGGGUGACUUUAUCAGAUCUGUGUUAGGACUUAUUAGGCCAUCAGUUUAUUGUUCCAGAUGUCUUUUGUAGAAUGAGUGUAAAGAGGACUGACCGUCGUUCCUCUGCCACAUGCUACACCGAAUAUUUUACAGGCUGGUAUCUGAACCCUGUAGGAACAGAACGGCAUGCAACGUGGGUGUGGAGCCUGAUGCUGAGGUCUCCUCUCUAACCAGCCGAUAAGCCCAGCUGUGAUUACGCAGGCACUUUCUAUUGUGUUGCUUGUUUCAUUCAGCCCCCAUUUAAAAACCAGGCAGCGGGGCUCAGUGGGCCGAGCCAUAGCAGGCCACACUGCCUGAUUCUGUUUGGGUUGGUUCUUCUGUCCAGCAAGGUGGUGAUUCAACAGUUCUACGUCCUUAUUAGAGUCACAGUUUUUUCCCCUGGUUAUCUGAACCAGUCGAAAAAUAGCUCUUCUCUUAGAAAUGUUGACUGUUAUUUUAAACUGGGAUUGAUUGUGUCUAGGGGCUUGCAGUGUUUGGUUUACAUACAUUAACCACCAACCCCCUCACCAUUCUGGAAUGUAAUGGUGGAGUAUCUGUCGAUGACGCUUGUUCUUCGACUGCAGGACUAAAUAAUCUCUACUGGGACUUUUUCUUUGCCCUCUGUAUCGAGUUUCUGUGUUUUCCACCGUGACUGAUAUCAUUCAGAUAGAGAAGUCACGUAGUUAGUUAUCUUGGCCUUGUCUUUCUGCCGUCAAGGUCAUUGCGGUGUUCACUAACGAGAGAGAGCGUACCAUCAGUUGUUUUUCUGUAUUCUUCUCUCCAUUGUCAGCUGACCUAUGACUCCAUUAAUUAAGUGGAGGUCUCGUCGCUACGAUACAGCAUACAUCCCACCGCCAACUGUGUGGUGCGCGUUGGUUGGUUGCCAAUUGCCUGUUUUGUAAUGCUGUCGUCAAAUCAGCUUUACAGAUUCCUCUGGAAUUGGGACGGUUUCAAACGGAGCUACAUGUCCAAGCUAACUGCAAUUAGGUGAAACCCUGUUGAUUUGUCUCAUGCCAGGAUUCUAUGUGUGUGCGUGUGUGUGUGUGUCGUCAGUCAGCACACACACAAUUUUACUUUUUCAACUCCAUGCGAGUGGUUAAUGGGACGUGAGCCAAUGAGAAAGCCCCAUAGAAUGAUCUACAGCAAGGACACUGGGCAUGACAAUAACCCUGGCCCCUCCCCUCCCGAGGUAAAUCCCCACAAUCCCCUAGGAAAUCUAUUAUAUACAACACUGGGAGCAAACACACUUGUUGGAGCCACACCAAGAUGGAGUGUCAGUCAGUUUGUGUGUGUAAAGAGUAUGGCAGAAGAGCUCUCUGUCGGUGUUUGAGAUCUCUGUGAUUGAACUGAUGCAGCAGAAGUUAUGGAUGUGGAGGAUUCCUUUGCACAGAUAGAUCCUUUGCCAAAGAAGCUGUAAAAUCUGACCAGGGUCUGUAGAAGUGCCUUGUCAAUCAUUGAAGUGUCUCAAAGGAAUGCACUGCGUAGAAAGGCUCUGAGGAGAGGAGCAGUCAUUUUCAGCCUGCUUUAUCAGUGCUCUCUGAGACGCUGUUAUUUGCUGAAAGAGAACUUGACAAAAGAGUGCAUCUGAAAUGCCACAGCGAGAUUGAGAAUUCUUUGGAAAAUGAAAAUGGUGGAUAUUGACUCACAGACCACCAUGCCAUCAGAAUCAGAAACUGACAAACAUGUGGCCAGGAACUUUCUCACCAAGAUAUUACGAAGUUCUAUGAGGAAGAACCGCUUCAAGGGGAGGAAUGAACCAGUCUCCCGGCCCCAUUCAUGGCACUCCUCCAAGUUCACAGAAGACCACCCCGAACCCACAGAGAGUCACAAAGAGCCUCCACCUGCACCCCCACCUCCACCUGUGUGGCAGGUCAAACAUGAAGUCAGUGCAUCCACAAAAGAUCUUUCCAGCUGCGGGGACCACGACUCGAAUCUACGCCAGUUAUCCAGCCAGUUCAGCUCCGUGGGGAAUAUGGAGAGAGUAGAGCGCCCCUCACACCCCUUCCCACCAGGAUGCCUCUCCCCCAGCAGGUACCACCGCAGCGCUGAGCCUCUCUCUGGCGGUGGAGGGUCUGGUGGGAAGAGAGAAUCGCCCUUCAGUUGCCUCUCCACUACCAGCCCUCCCCCGGAGCCUGCUCUGGCCCUCGCCAACACUGACGCUGCUGCGACUGAGGACAGCAUGUUCUAUAAGGGGGUCCAGACUCAGACCAGUGAGGAUGGAAGGCUGGGUGAGCAGCGCCACAGCCGGUACCUCCAGCUGCCCCAGGGGGACGGAGGCUUGGAGAGCCCCAGGACAGUCCCAGAGGAGCAGCCUGGCUCCCGCUACUCCAGCUCAGGCUCUGGCAGAUCGCACAUAGGCCCUGUGUGGAUUAUCCCAGAGAGGAGGAGGGUAGCAGCGCCCCCCUCUCCUCCUCCUCCUCCCCUACGCAGUGACAGCUUUGCUGUCACCAAGGUGUACCCUGCCUACACAGAGGGGCCUGGAGCUCCACCACACGGGCAGAUGAAGAACCAGGAACGAGGGGUGGACAGGCUAGCUGAGGCCCCAGAGAACAGCAGCUACAGAGGCCGGGGCAACCAUAUCUCUCACGAUGAGAACGGGGUAGACCCCAGGUGCAGUUACAACACUCCACCUCGCAAGAAAGACUUCCUCCACCCAAAUAUAGCAGCAGGAGCACCUGACUACAACCACAACCAGCUCAGCAACCCAAACAAACUGUUCUCGGUGUCUAGCCAGGACGUGAGACAGAGUCAGUCUCCCUUCGCUUGCCUGCCCAAUCACCAGCGGCAGUACAGCGACGAAAGCACUUUCUACCUGCAGACCAGGUCCGCCCCACAUCCACCGAAGCCGCAGAGCGUCGGGAGCUACUACCACAGCCUCCAGGAGCUCCCUACCAACAGCAGUAACAGGAAUCACGUGAGGUCCUCCACCACGUCCCUGUCCACCUCGACCAUCGACCAGAACUAUGACGGCGGAGGACACAUCCGGUACUACUGCAUCACAACCAAGCAGCCAGCCCAGCCAGAGACUCGUGUUAGACAGACCAAAUCAGAGGUCUGGAGGGCUGACAUGGAGCUAGCUAAGGGCUCCAAUGACAGGGGCUCCACAACUUCCUCCCACAAGACCAACAAGGUCAAGUAUCCUCCUAAUCCUCAGCAGCCCUACACCAACAGCAAGGAGCGGAACGGAAAUUUCCAACCGGCCAAUGUUCUGCUUUACGGGCACACAGCCUCUAAUUCCUUAUCCUCAUCUGGUAAACCUACCACUGAGGAGAAGGAGAGGAGGAGUGAGGGCCAGAGACCUUCUACAGAGGCCCAGCUUAGAAGUUCUUACUCUCCCAGUCCGCCCAAGGACCACAAGGCGGCACCACUGAGAGAAGACCCUUGGGUCUCUCAGGAGAACCACAAGAUCUCUUCUCAAAAGACACCCAUGCUCCACAGUCUGGCUCAGGAGAGUAGAAGCCCCAUGCUUCAUUCUCUAGCACAGGAGAGUAAGAGCCUGGUGGAGAACAAUCACCCUGUUACGGCACCACAACCACCACCAUCCAACGGCGGGGGAGAAGCCAACCACGCCAUACAGGAGGCUUUAACGGACAACACGGCAACGGGCAAACUGGCGAGACGCAGCGACCGAUAUGCCACCACCCUCCGCAACGAGAUCCAGCUAAAGAGGGCCCAGCUGCAGAAAAGCCGGAGUGCUGCCACCCUGACCUGCCCCAGCGAGACGGAGGAGCCAGAGGAAGAGGAGACAGACCCGGGGGGGUGGAAGUCCACCUCCUCCGAUGGCUCCUUUUCCUCCUCCUACAAGGACCACCUCAAAGAGGCGCAGGCUAGGGUCCUCCAGGCCACAUCCUUUAGGAGGAGAGACCUAGAACCUCCCGGGUCAGGGUCGGAGGCUCUGUUAACCAAACCCAACUCACACAUAGUCUCCCGCAUUGGCGGCCGCAAGCGUUUCCCUCUGAACAAGAGGGUCCACUCGUUCUCCGAGCCAGACAAGAUCAACAAGCUCGGAGUGGAGGGUGAGGGAGAACAUCCUGUUGGAACAGCACGGUCGUUUGUAGACCGGCGGAAGUUCUUUGAAAUGGCUGCUAAACCUUCCUUCUGCAGCGCCAUCUCAACCAUCCACAAGUCAGGCCAGCAGAGCUCCAGCACCACCUCCAGCACUUUGGAGCACGGAGAGGGCAAGGCCAGGGGGAGAGCCCACUCAGGGGAAACUGAGGGCUGGAGGCCGGGCCUGGCCAGUGAGACCUCCAGUGACCACCACCCAGACCCCCUCAGCUCCGCAGGCAGACAGGCCCUACUGGAGCAGCAGAGGCUGGGGACAUUCGCUGAGUACCAGGUCACCUGGGACAUGCAGAGGAAGGCUUCAGACACAAAGCCCCAGGGGAGGUACCACUCUGCUGACAACAUCCUGGACCAGGGAACAGAGGAGACGUCUGUCUGUGUCCACGAGAGGUCCAGAUCGUCUCCCUCACAAGACUUCUACACACAGAAGAUCCCUGUGCCAUGGAGAGACUCUGUUGAAAAGCCGUAUCUGGAUCACAGACGGGACCAGCAAGGAGGCAGUUACACCACCAGAGGGCAGAGCGAGAGCAGAGAGCAGCCAGCCCUGCUCGACCACUUCCCACAGCCUCCACAACCGUCUAUUCCAAGACUGACCGACACAGAGCCACACAGCAGCAGAGACGUGGCCACCCCCCUCCCUCUCCCUCACCCCUCCGACCACAGAUACAAACGUGACUCUGCGGACCCCGCCCACAACCUUCCCGCUCUCCCCCCGUACCCCUCCAACCACACCCACAGCUCUGUGCCUGAGCAACCACUACCACCUCCAACGCCCGCUCCCAAGCCCCAGAAUACAGGCCUCAUCAUCAUGCCACAUUGGGCUCUCCUAGGCCUGGAAACCUCCUCAACCACAUCCUCCUCCUACGGACUAUCUUCCCAGGAAUUCCUGCCUGGCCCUUGCACCCAUCAGGCUGAACCAUCAUCCAGCAGCAGCUGCUCCCCCCAUGGCACAGAGCUGGAUCCUGCCCCAAACCAAGCCUGCUCCUUGGGCUCCACCCAGCUCCCCUCUCCCUCCCCCGGGAGACCCGCUGGAUUGGACACGGAGGAGGGAGCAGCUGAUUCAACACUAGAGCCGCCACCCUCCCCCUCUUCCCACUCUCCUUUUUUCUCUUACCAGCCUGCCAGUCUGACGGUUCCCUCCUCAGGUGGGACUCGUUCUCCCUCUCCUCAGUUUGCUCCACAGAGGCUGACGGACCAGCCCCCUGUCUCUGUGUCUAUGCAGGAUGAAGCCCAGAGCAGGCCAGAGAACAGGACGAACGCUGUGAUGGAGAUGAGCAAUUUAGGGAAGAAGGUCCCUGUGAAGAUCGUCCAUGCUGAGAGCACCACAGAGAGGGAGAGCCGCCAGUACCUGCUGCACAGCGAGAAAAAUAGGCCCCCUGGAGUUUCAGAGGGGCCCGACCCUCCCCCGCCCCUACCGACCAGCCUGCCCUCCCCUGAGCCGCAGCCCUACUCCCUGUUCCGUGCCUACACCCCCUACACACGCCAUGGGCCCCAGAGUCCCCCCAGGGACCCAACCCUCACUGUAGCCCCAGAAGAGGCCCUGUCCCCUGGGCAGUCUCAGACCAACGGACCCUCCGGUACCUCCACCAUGGGUCUCCAGCAGCCUCAGAAGAGUAACUCGGAGGAGGAUGUGAAGAGAGAGGAGCUGGCCAGAGACAUCAUGGACAAGGAUAAGUCCCUGGUGGACAUCUUGGACCAGAGUAAGAUGAAGACCACCAUGGAUCUGAUGGAGGGGAUCUUCCCCCAGGAGGAGCAGAUCUUGGAUGGGGGGCACCAGAGGAGGAAAGUCUCCCCCAAACAGGGAUUGCCACACAGGGGAACGGAUGACCGGAGAGAGGAGGAGGGUAUGUCUGCUGCCACAGGGUCCCUGGUGACCAGCUCCUCUUACUACAGUACGUCUGCCCCCAAGGCUGAGCUGCUCAACAAGAUGAAGGACAUGCAGGAGGACGAGCUGGAGGAGCUGGAGCAAGACUCGGAGGACGAAUUGGACAUCAACCUGGCCAGCAAGAAGCAAGAGCUAAUUGACAGCCUGGGUAAGAAGCUGCAGGUGCUGCGCGAGGCCAGGGAGAGCCUUCAGGAGGACGUCCACGAUAACAACUCUCUGGGGGACGAGGUGGAGGCCAUGGUGCAGAAGGUCUGCAAGCCCAACGAGCUGGACAAGUUCAGGAUGUUCGUGGGAGAUCUGGACAAGGUGGUCAGUUUGCUGCUGUCCCUGUCCGGCCGACUGGCCAGGGUGGAGAACGCUCUCAACAGUCUGGAGGAAGACACCACACCAGAAGAGAAGCGCACCCUGUCAGAGAAGAGGAAGUUGUUGAUCAGACAACAUGAAGACGCCAAAGAGCUCAAGGAGAACCUUGACCGGCGGGAGCGCCUGGUUUACAGCAUCAUGGCUGCUCACCUCAGCCACGAGAGCCUGGCAGACUACCAGCACUUUGUCAAGAUGAAGUCGGCCCUCAUCAUCGAGCAGCGCAAGCUGGAAGACAAGAUCAAACUUGGAGAGGAGCAGCUGAAAUGUCUGCUGGAUAGUUUAUUGUUGGAGCAAAGGCUGCUGUUCUGACGAUGCUUAGUGCAAUCCGAGAUGCUUGGGACGUCCCUAACCUUACCCUAACCUUAACCCUUACCCUAACCUUAACCCUAACCUUAACCCUUGCCCUAACCUUAACCCUUGCCCUAACCUUAACCCUUACCCUAACCUUAACCCUUACCCUAAACUUAACCUUAACCUUUCAACUUCAAUAGGGCAACGUCAGAGUUGGGAUGUUCCAAGGAUCUCGUUUAGACUUUUCUUUCUGACAAUGGCCACAUAGAGGUGAUGUGGUGUACUGACACAGACUGGCCACUAGAGAGCCUCAGAGAGGCGCUGUUGGACUUGGAUAUGAUGGAUUUUCUGUGUGCUUUUUGUUGUAGUUGACUGACUUCUUGAAGCCUGUUACAUUUCAGUUCCACAGAACAGACAGGAGCUGUUUUUCUGUGCUGAAGAAACACCCUGUUUCUGGAUUUAAAGUAGCUCCUUAGAAGAAAUUCAUUAAGAUCGAUGAAACUUGCUUUGCUAAAUGUGUUUGAUUCAGGGAUGUUGGUGAGGCCUCAUGGUGAGGACUAUGAUUCUCAAGACGAGGUGGAGCGUCUCUGUUUAAUAUAAGGCGUGAUGGAAGAUGUUGGUUUUUUUUAGUAAUUUAUUGUAGCCUUUUAAAAUAUUUACAGAUGACUUGACAUUUCAGGUAAACUCACCUAUAAACCUACGUUGUAGUUAAUUACAAUACAAAUGAUAUAUAUUCUUAUUGUGAAGUAUAGGUUUUAUAAUUAGAUCAUUAACAGGGUUUUUCCUUAAUGGGACAGUGCUGGUUUGGUUCAGAAGUCUAAAGUUAUUUUCAUAUUUGCCCAACAGGACAAAUCAUACUACACACACCACUAAUAGCUAUAACAUAGAUGUGUAUGUUUUCAACCAAUCUUGUUCUCAGGCCCCACUACCCAUACAUUAGUAUGGUAUUCGUUGACAAUGUUUAUUUUUUACCCCUGUGCUGGGUCUUUUUUUUAAAUUCCAAAAGUAUAAAAAGGUAAUUAAACAUUUGAAAUCCAUUGUGAGCAGCAGGUACAGAGGCGAGCCAGGAACCGGAGGAUUGUUCAUUCGAGUCCCGGGUCCGGCAAGAAAAAAUUCUGUCAGGAAGUGAGCUGGCAACCGGAGGGUUCCUGGUAUCAAAUCCUAGAUGCCAUUGCAUGCCAUUGUGCCCUUGAGCAAGGCACUUAACCCCCUCCCAUAACAGACCCCUGCACCUCUCCGAAACAUGUAUGUGUAUUUUGAAUGGCAGUUUCUUUCUUUUGGAAGAGUUGGGUUAAAAGCGGAAGGUGCGAUUUGACCAACAAAGGGAUCUUAAAAUCAAAGAUUGAAUUAGCACUUUAUUGUCCCAGAAUUCCCAUGUUUAGGGACCUAUCUCAACCUGACGUUGUGCCUGGGCGUCUGCCACUGAACACUAAAGGAUUUGUAUGUCCAUACUUUGUAUUACCAUACAUGCAUGCAUUGUACUCUCACAUCAAUUUGAAGACAAUAAACAGUAUGACUCUGA
Salvelinus fontinalis (brook trout) is the source of this 8655-nucleotide messenger RNA. Its product is annotated as protein Shroom2-like. Gene Ontology annotation, molecular function: actin filament binding. The transcript has 11 exons. Gene Ontology annotation, cellular component: adherens junction; cortical actin cytoskeleton; apical junction complex. NCBI's taxonomy places the organism in Eukaryota, Metazoa, Chordata, Actinopteri, Salmoniformes, Salmonidae. The record is from RefSeq and is a predicted model, not a curated record. The coding region runs from base 2154 to 7151 and encodes 1665 amino acids. Gene Ontology annotation, biological process: actin filament organization.